AUGCUAUUCGAUUACUACUGCUGUACCGACAAUAUCGACAUCACAAACACUGUACGAUGCGCAAACCUGCCGAUGCAUGUGCAGGCUUCUGUCCACGAUGUGGCGUCGACAUUCAAGCGCCUCCUUUCGGUAAUACCCGGCGGGAUACUGGGUUCUUUGGCGCUUUUUGAUGCUCUGGUCGCAAUCCAUUCACAGUUACAGGGUGAUCCAGAGUUCCCUCGCACCAAACAGACCAAGGUUCGGGCCCGACUCAUCGCCCUGGCUAUCGCAACGGUUCAAUCUCAAUUUCGGAGGGAACUCAUAUGCGCUGUCUUUGGACUUUUGAGUUUAAUUGGAAGAGUGGCAGAAAUCACCCCCAGAGAAGAUGAAGAAGGUCGAUCACUACCCACGGGAGACCUCAUGGGCUACAAUGCACUCGGCAUCGUUUUUGGACCUCUUCUCAUUGGCGACUUGCUUGGAAUCUAUUGUACGAAGUUGGCCGCCCCAAAGACAGGGUUGCUGGUGCUCCCAUUGAGAUCUCCAAGAUCACGACAAGAUCGGAAUGGAAGAAAGACACUCGACAAUGAGCUGGGGGCACCUCCAACAAUGGACAAAAUUCUCAUCGCCAACGCCAUCGCAGAAAUGCUUAUAGUCAAUUGGAGAGAUGUGGUCCGACAAAUGAAAUCGCUCGGCAUGAAUCGACCUCACCCACGAUCAACGAGUCAGGACGACACCAACGAGAAUGGUUUUGUUAUAAGGAAACCACAAGGUUGGGAUCAGGAAUGGCGAGGAAACGAAGUGGGAGAUCAGACUCCACGAGAAGACAGCCCAGAGCCGCCUACACCUACCCUCGGCAUAUCUAAACAGCGGUCGCGCAGUCGUGGGAGUUCAGCCUCAAAGAGACUUGCAGCCAGACCCAACAUUGGUUGCUUAAGUCCAACCGUGGAGGAGAGUGUUCACGACGAGGAUAAGACCCAAAGACCAACACAAGCAGGGGAAGGCAGUAGCUUUGUUCAAACGUCGCAGAAUUUGCAGAUGCCGACAAGCGCACUUCACUUGGAAGACAGCAAGGAUGCGACAAAGGACACACCACAGAGCGAGAGUAUGCACAUCGCUCCAACACCCACCCCGGCUACAAGGGCCGGAGGACUGAUCAAUCGAGAUGGUUCCCAUCUGUCUCAAGAUGAUGUGCCACCUCGGACGUCCUCAAAAAGAGGAACAAAAACAACCCCUAUCCAACAAACCAGUGCCGAGGAACCUUCGAGCCAGGACACUUCGAGAGUCUCAGCAACGGAGACCCCUUCGAUUGAACGAAAGGGUGCCAUAAGGAAGAAAUAUCCUGGAAAGGCAAAAGCCCUAAAGCCAAGUCGACAGCCGCUCGCUGUUGAGUGGACUAAACCUGCCAGGUCAUCAGAUACCUGCAUGGAGGGGCCUGGUUCAACCCACCUACCGUUUUAUUCCGAGAAGGAGGCCCUUGAAGCUGCACUAAAAGCGCAUUUCGAGGAACUCAGGGAAUUGGAUUCGAUGGACCAACGCAAGAGUUCAGCCUCUACAAAUGUUGAUCAGACUUCGCAGAUGUCGGACUUUGCCAACACUCCAAAGGGUUUACACUUGCCAAUCGAUAGAUUAGAAGAGGGCAGCGAGUACACUGUUCACGGGUACAAAACACGAACACAGGCUUUACAAGAAGCCAACUCUGCCUCGACAACACCAAGACAAUUUUAUUCACCAAUGCAGGUACCGGCGAAUAUUGCAGGAGGCAGCAGUUCCAUGAGGCUGGCCUCCCCAAAAAGCCAGGUCGGGACAUAG
This is a messenger RNA of Fusarium musae, 1788 nucleotides long. RefSeq lists its product as uncharacterized. The coding region runs from base 1 to 1788 and encodes 595 amino acids. NCBI's taxonomy places the organism in Eukaryota, Fungi, Ascomycota, Sordariomycetes, Hypocreales, Nectriaceae. The record is from RefSeq and is a predicted model, not a curated record. The transcript has a single exon.